Molecule: messenger RNA, 1152 nt
Organism: Python bivittatus (Burmese python)
Lineage: Eukaryota; Metazoa; Chordata; Lepidosauria; Squamata; Pythonidae
Source: RefSeq, a predicted model, not a curated record
AGAUUAUUUGAAAGUUUCAAUUUCAGUGAUUUUCUGAUUCACUUGGUGGUAUCCUUUCACUUUCCAGGAACUUAUGUUGAAGAACAUUGUUCAGGGCCAGAUAAGGCAACUAAAUGCUCCAAAUGUCCUGAAGGUGCUUUUAUGUCUCAACAGAAUUAUUUACAAAAGUGUUUUGGAUGCCAAAGAUGUCGUUCAAGCUUUCAGCAGAUAACACAGUCCAACUGUACCCAUCGGCAAAACACUGUUUGUGGUUGUGGCGAUAAUCAGUAUAAGACUACCAGAAAUCCUGAAUUCUUAUGCAAGAAUUGCAGUGACUGUCAAAAUGGAAAAAUCAGACAACGCUGCACCACAUAUAGUGAUACAAUAUGCGAAUGUCACUUUGGAUUUUUUCUUCAGGCAGAUCAGAACAAGUGUGUUCCCUGCAGCAGAUGCAAUAAGGAAGAUUGCAAGGAACUAUGUGAGGCAGUCAAGCCAAUUAUAAGCCCACCAAAUUCCACAGAGCUUGUAUUCGUCCUCAGUUUCCUGAUUGCCAUCCUUGGAUUUGGUUUCGUAUUACUGUUAGCAUGCGUAUUCAUCAAGAAAUAUUUCCCAGAAAGACAGUACUUCUCCUCCUGUACUUCAACAAGUCAACAGCCAAAAAAGCAACUUGCAUCCAAGACUGCAGAUAAAGCAAAGAAUUCUCUUUUGGACAUAAAAGAAGACAAGGUCUGGGGUACCGCACAAGUACUACCACUAGGUCAAGGCCAAGGUCAAGAACUGCCAGACUGCAUAAAAUCUGCAAGAGAGACCCCAAUUUCUGAUUGUCCUGUGGUUUUAUAUACUGUGGUGGAUCGUGUACCAAUGUCCCGGUGGAAGGAAUUUGUGAGAUACUUGGGACUGAGUGAAAAUACAAUUGAGAGAAUUUUUAUGGAACAACGGCAUGUGCGGGAUGCACAAUAUGAGAUGCUAAAAGAAUGGAGACUGUUGGCAAACCGUGAUGCUACUGUGCAGCGCAUCAGUCAGGUUCUCAGUCAAAUGGAGCUGAGUGGAUGUAGUGAGGUUAUUCAGGAAGCACUAGCCAAACAGUGAUAGACAUUGUGUUAUUUGCUUCCUUUCCAAAGAGAACUCAUUGACACAUGCAUAUUCUAUCUUCAUGAUGUUUCUUUUCCUAUU